UCCGUGUGACGUCAUAAAACCUACGCGUCGCGCGGGGGGCGGGAGUUGGCUGACGGUCCCUGGCUGGCUCUGGAGGUCUUGGGACCGCGGAGGAGGCUCCAGACGGUGCAGCGAUGCCUCGCCCACGGCGGGUCAGUCAGCUCCUGGAUCUAUGCCUUUGGUGCUUCAUGAAGAAUAUUUCCAGAUAUAUCACAGACAUUAAGCCUUUGCCUCCCAACAUAAAAGAUAGACUGAUUAAAAUAAUGAGCAUGCAGGGGCGGAUAACAGACUCAAAUAUAAGUGAGAUUUUACAUCCUGAAGUCCAAACUCUAGACCUACGGAGCUGCGACAUAUCAGAUGUUGCUCUCCUGCACCUGUCUACCUGUAGAAAACUGAAGAAAUUAAAUUUAAAUUGUUCAAAAGGGAAUCGAACUUCCGUAACUUCAGAAGGAAUAAAAGCUGUGGCUUCAUCUUGUUCAUACCUACAUGAAGCUUCUCUGAAACGGUGCUGCAAUCUCACUGAUGAAGGAGUCGUUGCUCUUGCACUCAAUUGCCAGCUGUUAAAGAUCAUCGAUUUAGGUGGCUGCUUAAGUAUUACUGAUGUGUCCUUACAUGCAUUAGGAAAAAACUGCCCGUUUUUGCAGUGUGUUGACUUUUCAGCUACUCAGGUAUCUGACAGUGGUGUGAUUGCACUUGUUAGCGGACCUUGUGCCAAGAAAUUAGAGGAGAUUCAUAUGGGACAUUGUGUAAAUCUGACUGAUGGGGCUGUUGAAGCUGUCCUUACUUACUGUCCUCAGAUACGCAUAUUACUCUUCCAUGGAUGCCCCUUGAUAACAGUGGCUGGAUUUGAUGUGCUGGUGUUUUGUCAAGCAUUUUUUAGUCUCUAUUAAUAAAAGAUCCUGGUCUGCAGUUUUAUUUUUAUGUGAUGUCUUUGUCUGGCUUUAGUAUCAGGGUAACACUGAUCUCACAGAAAGAAUUGGAACGUGUUCCCCCUUCUUCUAUAGCCACUCCAGCUUUGUCAUGGUUGCCAUUUAAAUGCUACGUCUUUGUCUGUUCUUUCACUUUCAACAUAGUUUGAACCUAUCUUUGAUUUAGAUUUCCUCUGCAAUAACCAAUAAUAUUUUUAUGACCAUGAAUAAAACUGUAUGUAUCUUACUAGCUGCUUUUUAAAAAAAUUGAAUUAUAAACCUUUGUUUUCCCAAUGAUAAUUUCUCAUUUCUAGACACACUCUGGUUCUUUUGCUGGCAAUAAACCUUGGUAUUUUUGCUUAAUUUUGUUUAACUUAGAAUAAAAUUUGGUCACCAUAUAUGUUGAGUCAAUAUUUUUUUUUUUUUUUUUUCCUACUGGUCUGUGAAAUCUGUAAAUCUAGGAACCACCAAAUUACAGGAUUUCCAAGACUGGGUUAGAGAUACGUUGUACAUAAAACAUAGGUUGUAUCUCUGGAAACAAGUUUGUUAAACUUAUGAAUAAACUAACAAAAUUUUGUCAGUAUUUUUGCUUUAAUUCAGAUUUUGUAAAGACAUUCUAAAGCUGAGAUGGAAACCAUAUCAAAAUCACAACUGUACAUUGUGAAAACUGAAAACCAUCUAUAUGCCCAAUAAUAUAGAUUGGUUAAAUUACAGUGUAUUUAUAUAAUGGUUAUCUAUUUAAAAUCAUGCUUUAUAAUAGUAUUACACAGACAUGGAAAGAUGUUCAACUACAGGUCAACUUGUCACGUUCUGGUGACUGCUACCUCCUCUAACUCUGGGUGUGUUGCAGCUUCCCAAAGUGGUUUAACAUCCCUACUGGCUUUCUUUAAUCCUGCUCACUUUUUUGGUAAAUAUUCCCUUCAUUAAAUCCUGUUCAGCCACCUCACUUCAGUGAGUCAUCUAUUUCUGGCUAAGACCCGGAAAAAGGUUAUUAACCAUUAACACAGGUUAAUGGUGAAAAUAUACCAUUACUCUGGUUGGUGAAAUUAUGAUGAAAUUACAGAGAAAACAACAAAUACCUGUUUUUGUUUGUUUGUUUGUUUUUUAAACAAGUAUUACCAUGAUAGGUGCACUAUACCUAAUAAUAGUGACGGCUACCAUUAACUAAUUAUUAGUGAGUUAGUUGUAUACUGUGCUUUAUAAAUCACUUCCUUUAAUCCUUUAAAUUAUUGUAUAAUGUUAACAUCACCUCCAGUUAGACAUGAGGAAACAUUAAACAUUUUUUAUUAUUGUGGAUUAAUAUAGUUUCAUUGUUUUGUUUUAUAGAUCAUUCACGAGAAGUGUUGGAACAAUUAGUAGGCCCAAACAAACUAAAGCAGGUGACAUGGACUGUUUAUUGAUGCUUUUUUGAAGAUGAUCAACACUAGGAAAGCUUAUCAAAACCACUUUUCCAGGAAACCAUCUAUAGAGAUUUGCAUUCUACUUAAUUUAACAAUAAUUUUAAUUAUUUCCUUGUCCUUAAGUUAUAACUCUCAAAGAAUUAGUUAAGUCUUUGUAUAUACAAAGUUUGUGCUUUAUUCUUAAACAGCUUAGUAGUGCUAUUAUUCAAUAUCUGUUGGAUGAAUCAUUACUUUUAAAACCAUAAUCCUAGCAUGAACUCUGAUCUAUUUUAGGGGGAGGGAGGGUGUUGGAUUUUGUUUCUUAAAUAACAAAGUUUAAAAUUAACAGUUUUCCCUUGAGAUUUCCUUCUCCUAUGUAGGUAUUUUAGCUAUUGUUAUAAGAGAAAAUUUACCUGUAUGUAUAAACCUUGGGAGAAUCUAAGUAAAAGUAUUUCUAAAAGCAUGGUUUACCUUCCUGUUUUCUGGCUCUUACCUUUCUGGAGUAUUUAAAUGCUCAUUUGCCAAAAGCAAACCUGAAUAUCAGGCCUGUUAAUUCUUCAAGAAGAAUUUAGGUAUUUGUUUGCUGAAAUGAAGUAACUUAUUAGCCAUUCAGCAUAUUAGUAUUGCAGAGACUUUUGCCCAGCCACUUAUUUCAUUGAUUUUUAUGGCUACUCUUCCCAAUUACAUUUUAUUCAUCUGUAAGCUUUUCUUCCCUGGCAAAAUUGCAUUCAAAAAUGUGUAAAAAUGAGUAAAUACAGAAUAUCACUGCAGAGAUUUGUAUCCUCAGGUUCUACUGAUUUCACAUUGUGAAAUAAACAGCAAAGGUCUUAGUUUUCAAGUGAAAACUCUUUGGUAAUCACAAAAUUACCUGACAUAUACUAUGCUUAAACUAACCUCCAAGUUUAGCAUAUUCAUUUUGCCAUGAGCCUGUCUUGUUGGGAUUUUCUUAAAAGAUUUCUUAUUUUGCCUCUGAUGUAGUGAAAAACAGGGAAAGUAGGCUAACUUUCUUGUGUAUGUUUGGGGAGUACUUAUUCAACUCCAUUUCUUAUCCUUACUAUUACUUUAUAAAUGUGAUGUGUAUAUAGUGUGGAUAUAUAUGUUGCCACUGCAAAGGUGGUACAUAUGCAUAUAUGUGCAAAAUGGGUAAGGCCUGGUCUAUCUAUGAAACUUUUCUAAAUACAAAUUCAAUAAAAUUUAAUACUGAAUAUUUAACCAA
This is a messenger RNA of Sapajus apella (tufted capuchin), 3482 nucleotides long. RefSeq names its product antagonist of mitotic exit network 1 homolog (gene AMN1). The transcript is spliced from 7 exons. Gene Ontology annotation, cellular component: SCF ubiquitin ligase complex. Gene Ontology annotation, biological process: SCF-dependent proteasomal ubiquitin-dependent protein catabolic process. The record is from RefSeq and is a predicted model, not a curated record. Lineage: Eukaryota; Metazoa; Chordata; Mammalia; Primates; Cebidae. Gene Ontology annotation, molecular function: protein binding. The coding region runs from base 114 to 869 and encodes 251 amino acids.